AUGUUUAUGUUAAUCGCGACAUUCGCUUUUAUAUCGGUGUGCCAAGCAAUAUUCCCAUUACACCACCACCAUCAUAUCCCCGCUGCAGUAUCCCACCAGCAUAUAGAGAAGCAUGAUGGGCCCCAUCAUCCCGUAACCAUCCAUCAUACGGUGCCAAUUCAUCACCAUAUACCGCUCGAACAUCACCAUGUUCCAAUACAUCAUGUACCCCAUAUUCCACAUGUACCGGUUCAUCAUGACCAUUAUGCGUUUCCUCACUACAACUUCGCGUAUUCAGUCCACGAUCACCACACGGGCGAUGUGAAGUCUCAGCAUGAAUUUCGUCACGGAGAUUUAGUGGAAGGGGCCUAUGAGCUAGUGGAACCGGAUGGCAGGAUCAGGAAAGUGGAAUACAAGGCUGAUGAUCAUACAGGAUUCAACGCUAUUGUGCACCACUCGUCACCCCAUCACCAUUUCCAUUUACAGCAUCAUCAUAUUUAA
Messenger RNA from Leptosia nina, 480 nucleotides. Lineage: Eukaryota; Metazoa; Arthropoda; Insecta; Lepidoptera; Pieridae. The record is from the annotation of a GenBank genome assembly.